AUGAGCUUUAAAUAUCCGACUAUGAAUGAGCGACGAAAUCAUAUUGGCGAGGGAUGCAAGACUACUUUCAACUGGAUCUUCGAUCAAAUCGAGCAGGGAGACAAUGAUGCGGCCAUCGAUUGUCAUGUCGACACAAAGUCCGAAUGGCUCCCUGGCUCAAACCAGCAGAAUCCCAAUCCAACCACUCACACAACAUUCCGUGCAAGUGGUUUUCUGGAUUGGCUCCGUUCUUUGCAUCAGCCGCUCUUCUGGAUUAGUGGCAAGCCGAGGUCAGGCAAGAGCACUCUGGUCAAAUUCCUGCUCGAUGAUCACCGGACGAGAGCAAAUUUCGAGGUCAACUUACCACAUGCGACAAUCAUUUCCCACUUUUUCUGGCUUCCUGGCAACGCAAUGGAUAGGAGCACUAAAGGAAUGCUGUGCUCUCUGAAUCAUCAGUUACUAAGCAACAGCAACAACAACAACAACUAUUCCAACGUCUUCCACCACCCAACCUUUCCAAGCAUAAAACUGAAAGACAACCCCAGCGAUUGGUCAAUAAAGGAACUCCAGGACAUCUUUGUCUACCUCUUACGAAAGUCAGCCCGUCCUAUUCUCAUCUUUUUGGAUGGCCUAGACGAGAUUGACCCCUCCGACGGGCCUUUCUUUCUACUUAGCCUUCUUGAUACGGUGUGCAAAAUACCAGGAGUGAAAGUCUAUACGUCCAGCCGACCCGAGCCAACCUUACAACAAUAUUUCAACAUGACACCAUCCUUCCGAGUGCAGGAUUUCACAGUGAGAGACAUACGAAACUAUGCGAGGAAGAGGCUUCGGCUACAAAGUCUCACCAGUUCUCAACGCCUCGACGAUGAAGAGUUUGAGAAGCUCAUGGAGGAGUUUGGAGACAAGAACGACUCGACUCAAGCGCUGAGAGAACGAUUGAAUUCUCUUCCAGAUUCCUUCACAACUCUUGCCUUGGCUCCGGACCCAACUUUAGGAACAGCUCUCAAAACUAGCAAUGAGCAGGCAAAUGGUUCCGCCCAGCGUCUCCUCGAACGAUGUAACGCGCUCGGAAAGAAGAUUGAGCUUCACUGUGCCGGACUGGUGGAGCUGGUCGACUCUGAGAUUCGAUUUGUUCAUCGCUCGGCCCAAGACUUCCUGGUAGACACACUGGAUGGUCGUGCAAUACUGGCAUACGACAAGACUUCACGACGGGAUCGCGUUUAUCAACUUAUCAAUGCCCACCUCACAGUUCUAUCCGUUCAAAGUGAAGAAUACCUUGACUGUUUCUACCAUUGGCUAGGAAGAGGCCAUUAUCCGAUCCGAGCAUCUAUCAAGCUCGUGCUCCGUGCAUACGACACUCUGGGUACCCUUUCCGACGCUGAAGCUAUGGAGCUUCUAGACCGCAUCCAGAAGGUCACUGAGACUACGCACUGGGUCUCACAUUGCCUGUCACUUCGGGGGAAUAACUUUAGCGGCCAGCUCGCGCAACACGGCUGUUUACGGUUUCUAUUGCAUACGAUGAAUAGGGCAGAAGAAAUAUGCGGUUCCACGUCUAGUGCUUACCGAAGCUAUCUCAUAUUUGCGACCCUUCGACGAGCAGACAAGUUCAAUUAUCACGCAACCGACACCCGCUACACACAGCACCGCUUGGAAAUACUAUGUCAUCUUCUGUCUGCACGGAAUGACAGGUUACUAAACCGGGCGGUCCCUAAUCCGUAUGACCGCGGUGUUCCUCAGCCAAAUGUCACGUGUCGCACAACAACAAUGAUGGAGGUAUUUCUUGAGCCUCAGUCGUUCAAUCUUGGCAAGUUUCUCAUGGAUGCCACACCGUUGGAUAUAUCUCAAGCCUUCACGCAGGUGGUUGACAUCUGCUUCCAAUUCAUCAAUGUUGGAGAAGAUCUGACCAGCGUCAUUCUAUUCCCAUUUGAACAUCAGAAUGGGUUUGAAUGGUCUUAUUGUCCUGAUUGGAACACUUUGCUUGAACCGUCACGAAGUCCAAGUGCAGUUCUUCUCGUCCAGCUCAACAUGGCAUUCGUAGUCGAUAUGUGGUGCCGCAUGAUGAGCAACUAUGUCUUCGACGCCACAGGAAGAAAGGGGCUAGAUGCUCUGUGGAAAAUGGCCCAAACAGUCAAAAAGGUUGAUGUGCUGGGCGCAUUCAACAGAUCCGAUCCUAGCAAAUUUCACAUUUUGGCAGCAGGAAAAACAGCAGAGUACACAAGGGCCGUUGAGAGCCUGCCUCUAGCUAUGCAGAGUUCAUGGACCAUAGGGAUCGAUCCAACAAUGGACAAGUCGGACGAUGCGGUUUCGGAAAUGCAUGUAAACGAACUCGAAACCGAGCUUAUACAACGAGGGCUUCUGGUAAGAAGAAGGGAUGUGGAAACAGAUCUGAGUCGCUUCAGACACGUGGAGGGAGUACAAGGGAGUGUUACCAUAGUAUCGGGCAAAAACAGGCCAGCCAUACGUAUGGGGCUACACAUGUUAAUACAUAAGUUACUUUGA
Podospora anserina S mat+ is the source of this 2478-nucleotide messenger RNA. RefSeq lists its product as uncharacterized. The record is from RefSeq and is a predicted model, not a curated record. The transcript has 3 exons. Bases 1 to 2478 code for a protein of 825 amino acids. NCBI's taxonomy places the organism in Eukaryota, Fungi, Ascomycota, Sordariomycetes, Sordariales, Podosporaceae.